UUUACCGUCGUACCCGGAACUGCUUCCAAGAUUUUUUUCUGGUUUGAUAAACGCUGCAGGCUCCCGGACCCUAGGCAUCCUAGACCUUUGGGGGCCGCGAGAGCGCCCCCUUGUUCCGCCCCUUGGCGGGUUCAGCUUCCACCACCAUGGCUCCUGUUUCAGGCUCGCGUAGCCCUGAACGGGAGGCCUCUGGGGGAAAACGUCGCAGUUCGUCGAGGAGCCCUAAGCCCAGCAAAUCUUCCCGCUCCCCGCGGGGUCGCCGCUCCCGCUCGCGCUCUUGUUCUCGUCUCUGUGACCGGAAUGGGCUCAGCCAUUCGCUCAGUGGCUUCAGCCAAAGCUCUCGAAAUCAAUCUUACCGCUCCCGCUCUCGAUCGCGCUCUCGAGAGCGGCCCUCUGCGCAGCGGAGUGCCCCUUUUGCUUCUGCAUCCUCGUCUGCCUAUUAUGGCGGCUACUCGCGCCCCUACGGGGGCGACAAGCCAUGGCCAAGCCUGCUGGACAAGGAGAGAGAGGAGAGUCUGCGGCAGAAGAGAUUAAGUGAAAGAGAGAGAAUUGGAGAAUUGGGAGCUCCUGAAGUUUGGGGACUUUCUCCAAAGAAUCCUGAACCAGACUCUGAUGAACAUACACCAGUAGAGGAUGAAGAGCCAAAGAAAAGCACUACUUCAGCAUCUAGUUCAGAAGAUGAGAAGAAGAAGAAAAGGAAAUCUAGUCAUUCAAAAGAAAGAUCCAAGAAAAAGAGAAAGAAAAAGUCAUCUAAAAGAAAACAUAAGAAGUAUUCUGAAGAUAGUGACAGUGACUCUGAAUCUGACACAGACUCCAGUGAUGAAGAUACAAAAAGAAGAGCAAAGAAAGCUAAGAAAAAGGAAAAGAAGAGGAAACGGAGAACGAAGAAAUACAAGAAAAAGAAGUCCAAGAAGAACAGAAAAGAGUCUAGUGAUUCAAGCUCUAAAGAGUCCCAAGAAGAAUUUCUAGAGAAUCCUUGGAAGGAUCGAUCAAAGGCAGAAGAACCAUCAGAUCUCAUUGGCCCAGAGGCUCCCAAAACACUUGCCUCCCAAGAUGAUAAGCCUUUGAAUUAUGGCCACGCUCUGUUACCUGGUGAAGGUGCAGCUAUGGCUGAAUAUGUAAAAGCUGGAAAGCGAAUCCCACGAAGAGGUGAAAUUGGCUUGACAAGUGAAGAGAUCGCAUCAUUUGAAUGUUCGGGUUACGUAAUGAGCGGUAGCAGGCAUCGCCGAAUGGAGGCUGUGCGGCUGCGGAAAGAGAACCAGAUCUACAGUGCGGAUGAGAAGAGAGCCCUUGCAUCCUUUAACCAGGAAGAAAGACGGAAGAGGGAGAACAAGAUUCUGGCCAGCUUUCGAGAGAUGGUGUACAGAAAGACCAAAGGGAAGGACGACAAGUGACGACUUGCUGGCUUUACAAGUGGGCAGUUUUAACAAGGGAAUUGUGGGUUCUAGACAUAAAAGAAGGUUAUUGUUUUGUUUGUGUUUGGGGUUAUUUUUUGAUGUAUGGUUUCAAGUAGUCCAGGUUGGCCUCAAGCUUUGUAGCCAAGGAUACUCUGAACUCUUGGGUGUCCUGCCUCCAUCUUCCAAGUGUUGAGACUCCAGAUGGGUGCCACCAUGCCCAGCCAAAAAGGCUGUUGUGCUCUGAAGUGGCUUUUCAGUGCUUCUGUGCCUUCGGAAUCCUUCAGUCCUUCAGUAACAGAUGCUUGUUGAUAUAAUUAGUAAGUUACUUGGGGCUUUUUAAGAUUGACCCUAACUUUCUGGUUUGAAAGUCCAAAUUCUGAAGGAAAUCCUGCAAUGUUAGGAAGGCGGCAUAGCGAGAAAGUGUCAACAGAAUAAGAAACUUCAAUCGCACUCUGUGAUUUGGUGUGAAUAUUUUUAGCUCCAUUCAGUGUCUGCCCCUACCCCAGCCGAACUUGGGAAUUUCAUAUCUCUGUCUUGAAUGUGUUACAAAUGGGCUAGACAGAAACUAUGUAGGAGGCUAUUUCUGUUAACAAAAUGAUGGUGUUGCUGUAAAAGGCAAUGCUGGAAUUUGAAAACUGACUUGUUUCUAUAGUCAGCCCUAGAAAUGUAUUUUGGGCUAAGUCUACCUCCGCUCUAAAAACAAGCAAACCAAAAGUCUAACUCACAUAUGUGUGGAAUAGAAAAUGUGAACAUUAGAUGUUGUAAGUUCUUAAUAAAUUACUUAAAACAGUUCUUUCCAUGGCCAGGGUAUAGCUCAGCAUUAGAACAUGUGCUUAGCAUGCGUGCGGCCCUGAGCUGCAUCCCCAACAGUGCAAAAAAAAUUUUUUUCAAAUACAGUCUUGGGAAGUCUGUUGUCGUGCCAAUGUAAGAGGACUAUUUCUAUCUAAACUGAUAUUUAAUGAUAGGAUAAUAUGUAAAAGAAUGAGUGUCAGGAGUGCUAAUGAGGGAAAAUAUAAGUCAGUAUUUUAAUUAGCUGUUUCAUGAUGAUGAAAGUAAAAUAGUAAACGUUUUCAAUUGUGUCCUUUAUGUAGUUGGAUUUCUUUUUUGAGACAGAGUCUCACUAUGUAGCCCUGGAUGGCCUGGGACUCCUAGAGUUCUGACUGCCUCUGCCUUCCUGGUGCUAGGAUUAGAGGUGUGUGCCACUGCACCUGGCUAUCAGAUUUGAUUUUAAACAUUGUUAAGCUCUUCAGCUUUUUUAUAUCUAUCAAUGUCUUUAAUCCUUAACUUUGUAGAAACGCUCCUCACUUUAUCACUGUUUGAUAAGUUUAAUAUAUGUUCUGGGGAAAUGUGUUUUUUAACCCACAACUGCUGAACUGAUCAGCAGUUAGCAUGUAGUAACAUCUGUGAUCUUUGGACUUGAAACUGUUUCACUGUAUCUAUACUUCUCAGUCUAGUAAGUCUGUAGUUUCCUAAAGUUUAAUGGAAGCUAGGUUCCAAAGUUGGAAGUCUUAUUAAUCCAUACACUUCCUCCUGUAAUACAAUGUAAAGUUUAUAAUCCCUACUUUAAAAUUUAUUCUGUAGGGGCAUUAUUUUUUGUUAACUGGCUCCUAGCAACUGGAUGAAUAUGUUUUUAUUUUUCAUAGGCAAUGUAGUUUAAAUGUGACAAGUUUGUGGCGUAUAAGUAUUAUGGGUUUUAUUUUGAUUCUUCUUCUCCAUAGAGUAGAUAUACUCAAUGAAAGAAAAGGUAGGAAUUUAUUUCAAAACCUACCAUUCCUUGCAUCGGAGGUCAUUUGAAUAAGAUCUGCAAAGAAUAGUGUCAACGACAGAUCCUUAAAAAAAGUAGAAGGCUAAAAGUAUUUUAUUUUCAGCUGAUUUGUGUUAUUGCUUCAAACUGUGUUUUGUCACCGGAGCUCUAAUUCAGCCAUUGUUUCCCAAAGCAAAUCUUCCUGGUUUACAAAACACACACACACACACACACGCACACAUUUCUAAUCAAACAAAACAUUGAGCUAGGAAAUUUCUUCUUUGUUACAUUCCCAAUGAACAAGAUAGUGGCUAGAGUUCUGUCUGUAUUCUUCCUAGUUCUGUCUGUAUUCUUCCUAGUUCUGUCUGUAUUCUUCCUAGUUCUGUCUGUAUUCUUCCUAGUUCUGUCUGUAUUCUUCCUAGUUCUGUCUGUAUUCUUCCUAGUUCUGUCUGUAUUCUUCCUAGCUCUGUCUGUAUUCUUCCUAGUUCUGUCUGUAUUCUUCCUAGUUCUGUCUGUAUUCUUCCUAGCUCUGUCUGUAUUCUUCCUAGCUCUGUCUGUAUUCUUCCUAGCUCUGUCUGUAUUCUUCCUAGUUCUGUCUGUAUUCUUCCUAGUUCUGUCUGUAUUCUUCCUAGCUCUGUCUGUAUUCUUCCUAGUUCUGUCUGUAUUCUUCCUAGUUCUGUCUGUAUUCUUCCUAGCUCUGUCUGUAUUCUUCCUAGUUCUGUCUGUAUUCUUCCUAGUUCUGUCUGUAUUCUUCCUAGUUCUGUCUGUAUUCUUCCUAGUUCUGUCUGUAUUCUUCCUAGCUCUGUCUGUAUUCUUCCUAGUUCUGUCUGUAUUCUUCCUAGUUCUGUCUGUAUUCUUCCUAGUUCUGUCUGUAUUCUUCCUAGCUCUGUCUGUAUUCUUCCUAGUUCUGUCUGUAUUCUUCCUAGCUCUGUCUGUAUUCUUCCUAGUUCUGUCUGUAUUCUUCCUAGUUCUGUCUGUAUUCUUCCUAGUUCUGUCUGUAUUCUUCCUAGUUCUGUCUGUAUUCUUCCUAGUUCUGUCUGUAUUCUUCCUAGUUCUGUCUGUAUUCUUCCUAGCUCUGUCUGUAUUCUUCCUAGCUCUGUCUGUAUUCUUCCUAGUUCUGUCUGUAUUCUUCCUAGCUCUGUCUGUAUUCUUCCUAGUUCUGUCUGUAUUCUUCCUAGCUCUGUCUGUAUUCUUCCUAGUUCUGUCUGUAUUCUUCCUAGUUCUUUAGGCCCAUGUAAAAUCUGUGUAGAACUAUUGUAAUUGAAAUACUUAUUUUGUUCUCUAAAGAGACAAGCUAGUUUCUCACCUCUUCACCAGUUGUUCAUGGGAUUUUCUCUCCUUUUUUGAAUUUGUUGUACAAAGAUAAUAGUAAAAAAUAGAAAAGUUGCUCAGUCCUACCACAUGUAUUGUUACAAGUAUUCUGUGUUCCUUGUAUGUCUUUGUCACUCAAAGUGUAGAGUAAUUUUGUCUUGAGUAUUUUAAAAUUGUGUGACCAGGCUUAGGAGUCUUAUUGGGAAAGUAGGAAUACAUGAUGAUUCACUGUGAAGGUAGAAACAAGACCAGAAAUAAAUAUGGGUGGUAACCCGUCUCUGUUUCAUUGUAAUAAUAAACAUGAUGAAGUGUUCUAGAAGCCAAAACAUUCCCUUUCAGAGUUUGGCAUUGAGGCUUACCUUAUAGUAGAAGAGGUCUGUGAGUAGGAGAACCUUUCAGACUGCUUAGGAUGAGCUACAGAAUUGUUGCCAUUUUGUUACCCAGCAUACCCAUAAAAAUGUGUAUCAAGCCUGGAGGUAGGCACAGAGAAGGACCAAACAGCUAAGGGCCAAUGGGUGAACUUUAGCAAUGUUUGAAAUUCAACUCUGUACUUGCCAGACUCCAAAAUCAUGAUGUAGUGUUGAGAAAAAUCUUUUCAAAAACAACAACAACAAAACUUACUACAGAAUGGAUAAUGAAUAAAAGCAAAAACGCAGUUGGGUUGUGUACUACAAGUUUAUUAUUCAAUAAAUAUUAUGUGGUUUGA
Molecule: messenger RNA, 5158 nt
Organism: Peromyscus californicus insignis
Lineage: Eukaryota; Metazoa; Chordata; Mammalia; Rodentia; Cricetidae
Gene: Nkap
Product: NFKB activating protein
Exons: 9
Coding region: 147-1394 (415 amino acids)
Biological process (GO): negative regulation of DNA-templated transcription
Cellular component (GO): nucleus
Molecular function (GO): chromatin binding
Source: RefSeq, a predicted model, not a curated record